UGGACGACCUCGACGAUGGCCACCAAAGUCAGCGUCAAAGGAACCGUUCACGGCGCUCAAACUCAAGACGGUCCCGGAGAGAGCUUCGCAUCAGAGCCAUUCCCCGAUUUCACCCUCAUCUCGUUCCAUCCUUCGAUCGAGAAAACCAGCUCCAACCCAACCACCGCUCUCUGUACCACCUGCAGCACUGUCUUCGUCACCGCCCUCAACAUCCCUCCCAUCAACAUCACCACGACCUUCAGUACCACGAGCCCCACCGCCAUCCUCACCACCCUCAGCAUCACCUCUCCCACCAUACAUCUCCUCAACAUAGCCUCCGCUACUACUCAACUCCACCCCGCGUACGUAGACACCCCCGACGACCAAUCCACCGACAGGAUGCAGCGCAACGACGUCAUCAUCAUCAUCCUAGUGUGCGUCUUCGUCGGCGCGCUCGCGGCCAUCUGGUUCUGGCUCAGCGUGAUCCGCAACAACGUGCAGGCGUAUCUGGACCGGUGCGCGGCGGACGAGGAUAGUAUGAAUGGCGGCAGCGGAGGAAAGGGAGGGAUUAGGGAUGUUUGAGGCAGUUGAUGGGGAACUGUUGAGGCGGGACUGGGCGGGCGAUUGGGGUCCUGCUAUUGAAAAUGGACGGACGACUGGGUGAUGUGGGAGCUUUGGCGGCGAGGCUCAAUGAGGGAAACGAGUUGUGGGAUGUUUGGGAGCGGUGUGAAUGAUUGAUGGGCAAAGGAAUGAGCUUCCCGGGUUACUCACGAAGCACGACGCCACUCAUUGUUCAUGGAAUUGAUCGACUUAGGGUUGUUGAUUGAUACGGUGUAGACUA
Molecule: messenger RNA, 820 nt
Organism: Mytilinidion resinicola
Lineage: Eukaryota; Fungi; Ascomycota; Dothideomycetes; Mytilinidiales; Mytilinidiaceae
Exons: 3
Coding region: 16-561 (181 amino acids)
Source: RefSeq, a predicted model, not a curated record